Messenger RNA from Labrus bergylta (ballan wrasse), 1365 nucleotides. RefSeq lists its product as uncharacterized. Lineage: Eukaryota; Metazoa; Chordata; Actinopteri; Labriformes; Labridae. The record is from RefSeq and is a predicted model, not a curated record.
AGAGACAUAUCUGUCCAAUCACGACUGUCCUAGACGAAAUAACUUCCUGGUCCAGGUCCCAUGCUUGUUUUGUGCUGUCUGGAGUUCUGCACGCAUUUUCGCACUUCAAUACUAACUCAUGGCAAAAGACAAAUCCUUGAAACCAGAAACCGUUCCAUCCAAACGGAAGAAGCUGAGUGAAGAUGCUGUUGAUGUUCAUGAGAAAGAAAUGGAGCAAACUAAAGUGAAAAAGAAAAAGAAAACCCCUAAAGUAGAGGAGGCUCCAGUAGAGAUUCCCCAUGUGACCGUCACAGCAGACAAUGAAACACAGACAAAGAUAAAGGAAAAGAAAAGAAAAAAGAAACAAAAAGCAGAGGAGACAGAGAUUUCAGAAGCGCCCGGCCUGCCAAAAGGGGCGCCUGACGUGGAGGGAGAGGAGGACCUGAGCCCCGAGGAGAGGAGGGUCCUGGAGAGGAAGAUGAAGAAGAUCCUGAAGAAGGAGGGGAAGAAGAGGCUGAAAGACGAGGGAGUGACCCCGGAGAAAACCGAAGCGCCUGCACCCACUGCGCCUCAGCAUGCCUUGGACUAUCUCACAUGCUGGGCAGAAAAUCGCACCGAGUGGAAGUUCCAGAAGACCAGACAGACGUGGUUACUGCAGCACAUGUUCGACUCUGAGAAGGUUCCAGAUGAGAAGUUCUCCCUGCUGCUCCAGUACCUGGAGGGUCUGCGUGGAGGAUCCAGAGACACCACAGCUCAGAAGGCCUUAGCUCUUAUUGAAAUGUCGGGACAAGAAGCAGAGGACAGCGCUGUCCAGCAGAGGGCGCACCGGGCCAGAGAAGUUAUCCAGCUGCUCACCUGAACGCACCACACAGAGUCCACCAGAAAAAGACUGAAAUAUGUUGAUCAGUAGACUGAUAGUUCCCUGAUCUUAUACUUGGACUAUAAGUUAUUUUAUAUGUAGUAUUUUGUAUUGGUGCUUUGAGAAAGAGGUGUUCUAUUGAAUUAUCAUCAAUGCUCGUUUAUUUUUUAUAUUAAUGUCAUGAUGACUUUCUCUUCUCAUUGUUCUCAUACUUACAUUUACAUUCUUGCUUGUUCGUGGUCCAUCACCAAAUCUUUACUAUAAAAUAUGAAAUGUUACACUUAAUGUUUGUUACACAGAUGAUUUUUCAGUAGUUUUAAAUAAACGCUCAGAGUCCAGUGUCACCGUCAUCGACAGAGGUGGAGAAAUUCAAAUUCCCAAAGAUAUUCAAGAAAGAUGAGAGGCUCCUGGCGUUAAAAGUCACAGGAAGGCUUCUCCUCGAGACAUGUUAGUGCACGUCAAACCCUAUAACCUGAAGUCACUGUUGGGAAUGACCUCAUCCACUCAAGAUAUAAACAGAAUUAAAA